Messenger RNA from Mercenaria mercenaria, 2333 nucleotides. RefSeq names its product coiled-coil alpha-helical rod protein 1-like. The transcript is spliced from 12 exons. Gene Ontology annotation, cellular component: centriole. Gene Ontology annotation, biological process: protein export from nucleus; cell differentiation. The record is from RefSeq and is a predicted model, not a curated record. Lineage: Eukaryota; Metazoa; Mollusca; Bivalvia; Venerida; Veneridae. The coding region runs from base 90 to 1418 and encodes 442 amino acids.
GUACACUAGAUUUUUAUUUCUGUCUGAUUUCUUAUUGGAUUCCUUGUUUAUAUGUGUAAUACAGGUGGAGAGAGAAAGUGUUUGCAUUAAUGGUACAGCAGAAGUCUUCAGAUAUUACAUGUAAAAAAGACGAGAGCAACUGGAAAGCUAAGGUACGAGAUUUAGAGCAGAAAUUGUCAUCAGCCAAGAACCAGAUAGAACAGUUGUCACAUGCCCUGUCAGACAAGGAUGCCCAACUUAACAUGGAAUCUAAUAAUUGUAAUAGAUUACAGUUGGAACUAUCAGAAGCCCAGCAACUUGCCUUAUGUUUGGACGACAGAGUACAAGAAAAUGUUCAAAAUGCUCAACUACUCCAGGAGUUUGCUGCAAGUGUUUGGGCAAAGUAUCAAGAAAACCUGGAAAUUCUGAACACAGCUAUGGCCAGUCUGAAAGCUUACGGACAGAGAAUCAGCUUUGCAAGUGGUCGCAUGGAAAUGUUACAAGGAUUAUUUGCUCGAAAGGAAGCCAUGCUGAAACUUCAGAUAGAGAAAGGGGAUAUACCAGAGAGAGAUGUCAGUCAGAAUGUUGUAGAAAUUGAGAAACAAGACAGUGAAGAAAGUUCCUAUUUGUGUUGUGAAUUGGAGAGAGUGACUCAAGAGAGGGAUAAUUUAGCUGCUCAAAUAAAACAGGACUCCCUCACCUUGGACAGUAAAGUUCUCUCUAUCAGAGCUCAAGUUGAGGAGGAAAUUGAAACAUUAAAACAAACAAAAUCUGAUCUGGAAGGCAUUGUACAGGACAAAUCACAGAAAUGUGUCAAGCUGUCGGAGAAGUUGGAAAAAUGUGAGAAUGAUUUGGACUAUGCCAACCAGAAUAUAGAAGAACUAAAGACCUCACUGGGUAGACAAGAACUCAACAUGCAACAGAUACUAGAAGAACAGAGACACGAGGUUGAGAACCAAUUCUCUGACAGACUGGCCGACAUGGACAGACAAAUUAAUGAGGCUAAACGAGAACAUGCAAAAGCAGUGGUAUCAGUACGGCAGUUAGAAAGACAGAUGACAAGAGAGAAGGAACGUUUUACUGAACAGUUGUCAACUACCGAGGAACAUUAUAAACGUCAACUUGACCUACUUCAGGGGCAACUUAAAGCUGUUGAGAAGGAAAGAAAUCUCAUGAUGGCAACUCUUCGACAAGAAGGACUUGUGGGUAAAUUAAAGAGUGAGAGACUGGAACCAGUCACACAUAAUUGGGAUAGGGAUGAGGAACUAGUCAGGGAUCAUACAGAGCCAGUAUCUAGUACAGUAGUCACAUAUUCGCAACCAGAAAUACAGCAAGAGACAGAUGAAGCACUGACAACAGUGUUAGAAGAUCUCAAGUCACUCACUGACGCUGUGUUAAAAGACGAUAAUUCUGAAACUGACUCGGAAAAUGAUUUAUAGCAUUAACUUACAAUGUGGCAUCAACUUAAUGUCUGUGAUACACAAUGUGCUAAGCUUAGUUCAUGUGCAUGACGUUAACGUCUGCAAGAAGGCCUGUAUAGGAGAGAUCGCCGUGACGUCACACGUUAACAUCUGUUUAUCUGGUGGUUGGCAAAACAAAUGAUUUUAACACCGUUUGCGUAUUGAAUCAGAAUUUUUAAUUUUUAAUAACUUUUUUGCUCAUUUAUGGAUUUUCAAAAUUCAAAAAGAUUUGAAAUACUAACAAUCUUCAUAUUUUUGUAUCCAAAUAUCUUUUUUCAAUGAAUAACCGUUUUAAAUGACAUAUAAUUUUAAAAGCGGCGUAGUGAUUUUCACAACCUUUAGAAAAACAGUGUAAGUUAAGCGUUCAUAAUUAAUCCAUUUUAUUUCGAAAUAACAAUUAAAAGUAAUCAAUAAAUUGCUUGUUUUAUAACCUUUCCAUUGAUCAAAAAAUUAUUUAUAUAAUUUGUGUUUUAAGAAAGUUUAGACCGUUAGAAAAACAUCACUGUUUACAAAAAACAUGGACGGUCGGCUUCUGCCCACCCGAUUACAGUCUUAUCAGUUCUAAAAAUAGAAUUUGUAUACAAACACGAUCUCUCCUAUUGUUGCCAAUGUUCGGUCAGCUUCCACAUGUUUUAGUCAGGGCACUACAAAUAACUAGUGCAAAUAUAUCAAGCUAGUGUACUUGUUGUCAUGGUAACAGGCUUGCUUGUUUAAACAGGUAAAGUGUGUGGGACUGACCUGAUGGCUCAGUUGCAAGGGCUGCAUUCUCAUCCUAGGACAACUUCCAUUGGAUGAAGCUAGUAUACAUAUAUACUGUUAUAUAUAAUCUGCUGCAAUGAUGAUAACUUAAUGUGCUUCACUUAGUUGAUAUAUAAAAUAUAACAGAUUAAAGUA